AAUACACGUUAUUUCUCUUUCUCGGUUACCCUACGGCAUACACCAGCCUCGCCAGUAUCAAAUAUGAGCACUAAUCUGCGGUUGCCGUCCUACCGCGAGAGCCAUCUGCGGCGUCAUCACCCGUAUCCCAUGACAGGGCGGUAUGCUCCUCGAGCCGACUUGAUGGAGACUAUUGACUUACGUUACGAGGAGGAAAUCACCAUCGUAGAUUUCAACAUCCCCCUGCCCGCCAUUCUUGAGGCAACUCACGAGGAUGAAGACAUCACAAACCUCGAGUGUGCUGUGCACGGCACUUCCUCUAAUCCUGCGGUCAAGCGUCGUGGUAGUCUCACCACUUUAGUCAUCGAUUUAGCGUUAGCCGUUCGCCGCCGCCUCCAGACUGCUCGGGCCUCCUCCAAGCCUUCCUCAUUGAUGGAAGGGGACACAUGAAAGCAGGGCGUCUCUGUUGGCUGCACUGCCGAGCGACUUAGCUCAGGUCUCGAACAAAAACAGGCGGAGCGUUGGCUCAACAGAAGAUUGAGCUAUUGUCGUGCUUUUUAGGGGUAUAUCUCUUCAGGUUUACUCAACGGUGUCUCGCUUUACGUGUCAUUUAGUGUUUUCUUUUUUUCGGGAUUUACUGCGCCUGGCUGCAACUCACAUUCACUUUAGUGUACAUGUUCGUUCUGUAGGAUUUGUAGCAUAGUUUGUUUUGUUCCAAACAUGGACCACUAAUUCGUUGCUCC
Molecule: messenger RNA, 722 nt
Organism: Postia placenta MAD-698-R-SB12
Lineage: Eukaryota; Fungi; Basidiomycota; Agaricomycetes; Polyporales; Adustoporiaceae
Exons: 4
Coding region: 64-429 (121 amino acids)
Source: RefSeq, a predicted model, not a curated record